UCUGCUGCGCGGUGUCUGGAAGCGGCAGCAGCAGCAGUAACAGCGGCAGUGCAUUAUAUCGAUGUGAAGUGAAUUCAGCAGAUGGCAGUAUCUGUCAGACCCGCGCGAGCGCCUCCACAAUGACACUUGCAACAUUGUAACACUGAAACGUUCGAACGUUGUGCGCGCAGAUACAAUGUAUCGAACGCGACGGACGCCGCCGAGCCGAAGCAGGAACGCCGACGAGAAUUAAUCCCGCGAUGGCUCUCCAUUUCCCUCUCACGUCUCUCGGGGAGCUCCGUUCGCUCGCUACUCGAACCGACAGCUAAUACCGCCAGGAACAGGCGGCUGCGCGCGUUACACGGGGCUCAUGGCGGAGUUUGUCGCCGAGAACUGCGGGGUCUCGUCGCCGAGCGCUGGCGGGAAGUCCGCCCAGCCCGGCGACGAUGCGGACGGCAGAGCCGCGAGCGAGGUGUCGGUCUCGAACGGGGACUGUGGAGUGUGUGCGCCCGAGAACCAGGGGCUCGAGACGGCCAACGCGUCUGUGGCGCUGGACGGCAAAACCGGAAUCCCACGGAAGGCCAGUAUUAUUAAGGAUGGUUCCAGGCGGUGCAAGGAAAGGAAAAAGACGGUGUCGUUCAGUAGCAUGCCGACAGAGAAGAAGAUCAGCAGUGCAAGCGACUGUAUUAAUUCUAUGGUGGACGGGUCUGAUCUGAGGAAAGUACGCUCCAACUCCAGAGUUUACCAACGAUAUUUCCUCCUAGAUGCCGACAUGCAGUCUCUGCGAUGGGAGCCAUCCAAAAAAGAGUCUGACAAGGCCAAGAUUGAUGUAAAAUCAAUUAAAGAGGUGCGAACCGGUAAAAACACGGACACCUUCAGGACCAAUGGAAUUUCGGAUCAGAUUUCCGAAGACUGUGCAUUCUCUAUAAUCUAUGGAGAGAACUAUGAAUCGCUUGAUUUAGUGGCAAAUUCAGCUGAUGUAGCAAAUAUAUGGGUGACUGGACUCAGGUACUUAAUAUCGUACGGAAAACACACACUUAACAUGAUUCAGAGCAGUCAGGACAACAUGCGUGCAUCUUGGCUGGGUGAUCUCUUUGAUAAAGCGGACAUCAUCGGCGGAAAAUGCAUUAGUCUUUGCUCAGCUGUACAGCUGAUCAAAAACUUAAGUCCUGGACUGAAAAAUGUCAAGAUAGAGCUGAAGUUCAAAGAGUUGCACAAAGCAAAAGAUAAAAUCGGUUCCGACGUGAACAAGGAGGAGUUCAUCGAAGUCUUUCACGACCUUUGCACAAGACCAGAAAUCUAUUUUUUGCUGGUCCAGUUCUCAAGCAACAAGGAGUUUCUUGACACCAAGGACUUGAUGAUCUUUUUGGAGGCAGAGCAGGGCAUGGCCAAGGUGAGCGAAGACAUCAGCGUGGAAAUAAUUCAGAAGUAUGAACCUUCGAAGGAGGGGCAACUCAAGGGAUGGCUCUCCCUGGAUGGGUUUACCAAUUACCUCAUGUCAUCAGACUGCCACAUCUUUGAUCCCGAACAAAAAAUAGUAUGCCAAGACAUGAACCAACCCCUUUCUCACUAUUACAUAAACUCUUCCCACAAUACCUACCUGAUUGAGGACCAGUUCAGGGGUCCGUCGGACAUUACGGGCUACAUCCGUGCCCUAAAGAUGGGCUGCAGGAGUGUGGAACUUGAUGUGUGGGAUGGGCCCGAUAACGAACCGGUCAUUUACACGGGUCAUACAAUGACCUCGCAUAUUGUCUUCCGUAGCGUCAUUGACAUCAUCAACAAGUACGCUUUUGUGGCCUCGGAAUUUCCUCUGAUCUUGUGUUUGGAGAACCACUGUUCCUUGAAUCAACAGAAGGUAAUGUUUCAGCACCUGAAGAAAAUACUCGGAGACAAAAUUCACACAGAUCCUCCCAACCUUGAGGACAACUACCUUCCAUCCCCUUCGGACCUAAAGGGAAAGAUUCUCCUGAAAGGAAAGAAACUAGCGAGCAACUGCACCGGCUCCGGAGGCGAGGUGACAGAUGAGGACGAAGGUGCCGAAAUGUCUCAAAAGAUGAACAACGAGGGUGGCGAGCAGCAAACGGUUGUUCAACCCAAAAAGUUCCAGCUCUCAAAGGAUCUGUCGGACUUGGUAACCUUAUGCAAGUCUGUUCGGUUUAAGGAUUUCCAGACGGCCUUCCAGAACCAGAAACACUGGGAGCUCUGCUCCUUCAACGAGGUCUUUGCCAGUCGGUGUGCCACUGACCAACCUGGAGAGUUUGUUAACUACAACAAGAAGUUUCUAGCGAGGGUUUACCCAAGUCCAAUGCGAAUUGAUUCCAGCAACAUGAACCCGCAGGACUUUUGGAAAUGUGGGUGUCAGAUAGUUGCGAUGAACUAUCAAACACCUGGUCUCAUGAUGGACCUCAACAUCGGCUGGUUUAGACAGAACGGGAACUGUGGGUACGUUCUCCGCCCAGCCAUCAUGAGGGAGCAGGUGUCUUAUUUCAGUGCCAAUACUAAAGACUCUGUUCCGGGAGUGUCUCCACAGCUCCUUCACAUAAAGAUCAUUAGCGGACAAAAUUUCCCCAAACCCAAGGGCUCAGGCGCCAAAGGCGAUGUCGUAGAUCCCUACGUUUACGUUGAAAUUCAUGGCAUCCCUGCAGAUUGCGCGGAACAAAGGACUAAAACGAUCCAUCAGAAUGGCGACAACCCCAUCUUUGACGAGAGUUUCGAGUUUCAGAUUAACCUUCCGGAACUGGCAAUGGUGCGCUUUGUUGUUCUGGAUGACGACUACAUUGGGGAUGAGUUUAUCGGUCAGUACACAAUUCCGUUUGAAUGCAUUCAGCCAGGUUUCCGCCACAUUCCCCUCCAGUCGCUGACGGGCGAAGUCCUUCCACAUGCCUGGGUCUUCGUUCAUGUGGCCAUUACUAACCGUCGCGGUGGUGGUAAACCCCACAAAAGAGGGCUUUCAGUUCGCAAGGGUAAAAGGGGUCGGGAGUACGCCACUAUGAGGAUACUUCUCAUUAAGGCUGUAGAUGAAGUCUUUAAGUCUGCUGCACAGCCACUUCGGGAGGCCACUGAUCUCAGAGAAAACAUGCAGAAUGCCAUUGUGCCGUUUAAAGAGCUUUGCGGUCUGUCUGCGGUGGCCAACCUGAAGCAGUGUAUACUAGCGCUCUCCCCGCGCCUCAUCGGCUCGGACAACAGCCCGCUUCUGCUGUUCAACCUCAAAGAUCAGUACCCCACCAUGGAGGCCCAGGGCCUGCUGCCGGAAGUCCUGAAAAAAGUGGUCACCGCUUAUGAGAUGAUGAUCCAGACCAGCCGAACUCUGCUGGAGAACUCGGACAGCGUGUACGAGCGAAUGCUGCAAGUCCAGAAAGCAGCGAUGGAGUUCCAUGAGAAACUACACGAUAUGGCGGUGAAGGAGGGACUCAAGGGAAGAAAACUCCACAAAUCCGUCGAGAGCUUCACCUGGAACAUCACGAUUCUGAAGGGUCAGGCCGAUCUGCUGAAACACGCUCGGGCAGAAGUGCUGGAGAACAUGAAACAGAUCCACUACGCCGCCCUCACCUCUAACCUGGCCAAGGGAGGAGAGAGACCCUCGUCUGUGUCGGGCCCCAAGGUCCGCCGCAGUCUGGACGCCAUCCCGGAGACCAUGCCGGAGAAGGCGGUCGAGGAAGACGACAUCACGGACGAGGAGAACUGAGGAAUCCCCGAAUCCCACAAAUCCUCUCCCAGGGGUCGGAAAGAUCUCAGCGCACCUCACCCGCAGGACGACCUCCUUUAACUUCCCGUCCCCGUCCCCUUCCCCCGUCUCGGGUCAGGUGGGUGUCGACGAGGCCGAAACUUCGCUCCAGCUCCUUCUACAAGCACAAACUUUUGAGUAUUAGGAGGAAUUAGUUCCCGGAGCCGUGAAUGUAUCGAGACGUCGCGUGCGCGAGGAAAGAAGGAAGCUGUUUACAAUAAAGAACUACUUUGUGUUCUGUCUGCCAAAAUAGUAUGUGUGUGUAUAUACAGUAUAAAUAUAUAUAUGGAGAUCUGUUACCUUUUUUGCUAUGUGAACUUUUAAUGGAUCAGAUUAUUUUGUUAUGAGAAAUGGAUGUUUUAAAGAGCUCGUAUUUUAUUUGCUUGUACAGAACUUGAGACGUGGAUCCUGCGAGACGGCCCCCGGGCCCUUUACGGGCUUUUUUUUUAAAUUAUUUGUACAAACGCAGGAGGGAUUUUGAGGAUGCGGUUCGAGAGAGAAUCUAGUUUUAGAAAUUACCAGCAGCUACUGUACAUGUGAGUAGAUGAGAGUCUCCGGGAACGACUGUUGUGUCUCUUUGGCCACGCGCGCGCAAGGCAGAAUUAAAGUGCGCGUACGUGCAUUUACGAAUCCAAAGCAACUAACAAACGAAGAACUCCUCAUAUUGUCAUUCUGUGUGCGCCGAAUACAGGACUGCAGAAUCUGCGUUACGCAUUUCCUAAAACAGGAACACAAAGCUCAACCCAGUGGCCCUUAAGCAUAAACCGAACAUUUAAAAGCCCCCCUUAAUUUAAAGGAUUAAAAAUAGUUUUAAUAAUAAUUUAUUGGGAAUGUGGCGUACCAGAAAGAAAUUAUAUUCACUAUUAAAAUGCCCUAAAUGUUUUUGGGAUUGUAUUAAUUGACUUUUGCAGGUCUAGCAAUUCAAAAAUAAUUAAAAGAUCCUUCGUUUCACGUUAAGGAUUCAACUGAAUCCUCGAUCCUAAUUUUACUUAUAAUUUAUUACAUUUAUAAAAUAUAAGAUAUACAUAAUGUUUUACGAUUGCAUAUUUUUUCCAGAAUUUAAAACCAUAUAAGACUUAAUUUAAGGUUACGAUUAUUUUUUCACAACUUAAAGCGUGCAUAUUUGCUCAAAUAAAAUAGUACUGACUGACUGGAAACGUAACAUUAAUUCAGAGGAAAAUGAUCAUUUUUUUAAGUCAUCUCGAGGCCCGUGUUGAGAACCAUCGAUAGUAGCUCGGUGUUAUUUUUUUCUAUUUUCACCCAAAAAAUAUAUUAAAAAAAUACAGUUUUAGCCUUUCUACUUAAAAAUGCUCCUUGCCGUUUCUUGAAACCACAUUGCACUCAUAAAUCGCUGGCGAAUAUGAACGUAACUAGAAAGUAGCGUAAGCGAGUAGCAAACGUAUUUCCCUUCGGCGUGUGUGUGGCCUUUGAGAGCGGACUGAAUGCCGUACGUCGAGUGUUACGGUUUAAAGCUUCUCGAGCAUUCCUGGAAACCACGCUGUUGAUGUGUGUACGGCUACCGUUCAGAUGAGAUUCUUCCUCGUUGCUGAAGUUCCGUCUUACAUUGCCUUUUUUUUUUUGAACCCGGCUUCUUCUAGCUGCUUCCGGUUUGUAAGUGUUUGUUUCCGGCUCAUUCCGUUGGUCUUCUCGUUGUGCCAUUCUACUGUUGGACCCUGUGAACCACUUUCAUUGGAUUUUACACGUUGUGACCAGAGAUUAAACUGGACAUGAAAAGAAACAAGUUUGUUUAUACAUUUCAGUGCUGUUAUUGUGUAUUUAUAAUUAUAGUUAACCAUUUAUACCAGUAAGGAGUGGAUGAUAGUUUCUAAGAGAAUAUCAGUUUUGUUUAACUCUGUUAAGACCCAAUGCUCUGAAAUAAACCAUGUUAAGUACAUUCUU
This is a messenger RNA of Puntigrus tetrazona (Sumatra barb), 5602 nucleotides long. Its product is annotated as inactive phospholipase C-like protein 2. Lineage: Eukaryota; Metazoa; Chordata; Actinopteri; Cypriniformes; Cyprinidae. Gene Ontology annotation, molecular function: phosphatidylinositol-4,5-bisphosphate phospholipase C activity. The record is from RefSeq and is a predicted model, not a curated record. Bases 350 to 3664 code for a protein of 1104 amino acids. The transcript has 6 exons. Gene Ontology annotation, biological process: intracellular signal transduction; lipid metabolic process.